Molecule: messenger RNA, 879 nt
Organism: Pelobates fuscus (common spadefoot toad)
Lineage: Eukaryota; Metazoa; Chordata; Amphibia; Anura; Pelobatidae
Gene: CLDN16
Product: claudin 16
Exons: 6
Coding region: 84-821 (245 amino acids)
Biological process (GO): cell adhesion; bicellular tight junction assembly
Cellular component (GO): plasma membrane; bicellular tight junction
Molecular function (GO): structural molecule activity
Source: RefSeq, a predicted model, not a curated record
CUCAAGGGGAUAAUGAAUUCUCCUGUGUAGCAGAGGUGACUGGACAGGGAACUCCGAGGCUCUCAACAGAUGUUAAAGGAUUGAUGCAAGUCCCAUUGAAUGCCAGGUGUGGCAUAAUGAGACUUACUCUGCAAUAUGCGGCUUGUUUUGUGGCAUUUUUGUCUGCAGGUUUCCUGAUUGUGGCAACCUGGACCGAUUGCUGGAUGGAGAAUGCAGAUGACUCGUUGGAGGUGAGUACAAAAUGUCGAGGUCUUUGGUGGGAAUGUGUCACCAAUGUGUUUGAUGGGAUACGAACCUGCGAUGAAUAUGAUUCUAUAUACGCUGAGCACUCCGUGAAAUUAGUGGCAACUCGGACAUUGAUGAUACUGGCUGAUAUUCUUGCGGGAUUUGGGUUCAUUAUUCUUCUUCUGGGUCUUGACUGCGUAACACUACUCACAAAUGACUCGAGCAUUAAGCUGAAGAUUUGCUUUGUUUCUGGCAUUACCAUGGUUAUUGGAGGUGUUCCUGGGAUCAUUGGGUCAGUGUGGUAUGCCCUUGAUGUAUAUGUAGAGAGAACAAACUUGUUGUACAGUGUUUUCCUAGGAAUUCAAUAUAAGUUUGGGUGGUCAUGCUGGCUUGGAAUGGCAGGAUCUCUUGGUGGUUUUGUAUGUGGAGGUGUUCUCAUAUGCUGUCAUUAUUUUUUUGAAGAGAAUGGAUAUGGGAGAGGAAUUUCUUAUGCCUCAAGAAAAAUCUACACCCAUAAUGGAGAUUCUGUUAACAAAUUUUAUUCACCAUCAAAAACAGAAACCGCCAAGAUGUACGCUGUGGAUACUAGGGUUUAAAACAACACCCAGGACUGUCAUCACUUAAACAGUUCAUCUCCCUGAAUGUACUUCAUUU